UUAACGAAACGUCAAACAGUAACGGUCAUUAGAUAAAAACAAACGGAUGUAAGAAAUUUAAAUAAAACUGAACUAAAAAAAAGUAUAUAAUAAUAGAAAAAUACAAAAGUUUUUAUAAUAAAAAAAAUAAUAAUAAAGAUAUUUACAAAUAAUACGAAUGAAAAUAAAGCUAAUUGAAAAGUGUUGAAAAGUUUCAAAGAAAUCAAAUAAAUAGUGAUCUUACAUUCAAAAUCUAAUUAAAAAAAAACCAAAUACAAAUUUCAGCAAACAAAUGAAAACCCAAAUACAAAAUUACUGAUUGUUCUAAAACUCUUAAAGUAAACACAAAGUAUUUUACACACAACCAACAUGGGUCAUUUAUCAACCUCGGAUCGUGUCAGUACAACCAGUUGUGCCGAAACUACACAUACCACCAACGACAACACAGCCUUAAAACAGCGUUUGACAAAUGGCAAAGUGACAGCCAAAAAUGGUUUUCCCACCGCCAAUGGUCAACCCUUGGUCUCAGCCGCCGAUGGAGAAGUGAAAAUUAUACAGAAUAAAUAUCAUGUCAAUUUGGAGGAAUACACACGCAAAUUUAAGGGCGAUAAAGUGUUUGGUAUUCAGUUCAAAGCGCCCCUUAAAUGGCACAAUGUCAUAAUGAUCUCUGCGGCUCAUAUUUUCUUUUUGGUUUGUCUCGCACUAUAUCCAUUGGAGAAAUUGAAAAUACUUACAGUAAUAUGGGCACUCUUUAUGGGUGGCGUGGCUGGUUUUGGUGUCACAGGCGGUGCCCAUCGUUUCUGGACUCAUCGAUCCUUUAAAGCCAAUUUACCAUUACGUAGUAUAUUAAUGAUAUGCUUUUCAGCAGCUGGUCAGAAUUCUUUAUACGAUUGGGUACGUGAUCAUCGUGUCCAUCAUAAAUAUUCGGAAACUGAUGCUGAUCCUCACAACUCGAAUCGUGGCUUCUUUUUCUCUCAUGUCGGCUGGUUAAUGAUGCACAAACAUCCCGAGGUAUUGCGUCGUGGUCGUCAAAUCGAUAUGGGUGAUAUAUUGGCUGAUCCUGUUAUACGUUUCCAUGAGAAAUAUUUCAUUCCUUUGAAACUGAUCUUCUGUUUCAUUUUGCCCACCGCUAUACCCAUUUAUUUCUGGAAUGAAGAAUUCCAUUUGGCUUUUAUGACUCAGUGUGUAUUCCGUUAUAUUUCCUCAUUGAAUUUCACCUGGUCGGUUAACAGUGCUGCUCAUAUGUGGGGUACACGUCCAUUCGAUAAGCGCAUUAACCCUAGUGAAAAUGUCUAUGUAUCGAUCAUUGCCAUGGGUGAAGGUUGGCACAACUAUCAUCAUGUCUUCCCCUGGGAUUACAAAGCAGCUGAAUUGGGCCAAUAUCUUUUCAAUUUCACAACCAUGGUUCUUGAUGCUUUCGCCAAAAUCGGUUGGGCCUGGGACAUGAAACAGCCUUCUAAGGAUUUGGUGAAACGUACUUUGGAAAAAUACGGUGAUGGUACCCAUCCUUCUGUGCAAGAUAUGCACUUAACACAUGAAGGUCACAUGAACUGUCACAUUCCCGAAGUUCCUGAUCCUGAAACUGAGUCCUUGCACGAUGAAGAUGAAGCAGAAUCUUCCUCCACCGAAAGCACAAAACUCGAUGAAAAUGAAAAUAUGUCGAAAAAAUCGAUGUUAGCUUAGGUUCAAGUAGGUGUCACAGGACUCAAAAAUAUAAAAAAAAACAAAUUGUCAUGGGAGGUUGUUCAUUUAAUUUUUAUACAAAAGUCAUAUUUUUUAAAAUUUAUUUAAAAAUCAGGGGGUUAUACUUUAUUAUUAAUAAUUUAAUGUAGUUUUUAAGGCCAAUUUUUAUUUUUUUUGUUUAUUUUAUUUUUUAUUGAAACAAAAAACAAGAAUUCACAAAAAAGAGAACAAAUUUAAAACAAAAAUGUACGUUUUGUUUAAAUUUUUUUAUUCACAAGUACUAAGCGCAAUUUAAACUGUAGUAAUUGUAACUUUUUUAUAGUUUUGUUUUUGUAAGUUUUAGUUAUAGUUAAACAAAAUUGAAAGAUAAAAAAAAAAACAAAGAAAAAACAUUAUAUUUUUAAGUUUAAAUACAAAUCAAAAUCACCGGGA
Lucilia sericata (common green bottle fly) is the source of this 2094-nucleotide messenger RNA. RefSeq names its product acyl-CoA Delta(11) desaturase. Gene Ontology annotation, biological process: unsaturated fatty acid biosynthetic process. The coding region runs from base 349 to 1662 and encodes 437 amino acids. The transcript has 5 exons. Gene Ontology annotation, molecular function: iron ion binding; stearoyl-CoA 9-desaturase activity. NCBI's taxonomy places the organism in Eukaryota, Metazoa, Arthropoda, Insecta, Diptera, Calliphoridae. Gene Ontology annotation, cellular component: endoplasmic reticulum membrane. The record is from RefSeq and is a predicted model, not a curated record.